Patiria miniata (bat star) is the source of this 1919-nucleotide messenger RNA. Its product is annotated as small nuclear ribonucleoprotein-associated proteins B and B'-like. Gene Ontology annotation, molecular function: RNA binding. Bases 149 to 799 code for a protein of 216 amino acids. Gene Ontology annotation, cellular component: U4/U6 x U5 tri-snRNP complex; catalytic step 2 spliceosome; U5 snRNP. The record is from RefSeq and is a predicted model, not a curated record. Gene Ontology annotation, biological process: mRNA splicing, via spliceosome. The transcript has 6 exons. NCBI's taxonomy places the organism in Eukaryota, Metazoa, Echinodermata, Asteroidea, Valvatida, Asterinidae.
ACGAGACGUCUGAUUGGCUUGUGAUCCUUGUUUGACCUUUGUGCUCAGCACAAAACGUUUUGCAGGCGGCGCGUCUCGUGUGAUUUGCAAGAGUCUGAGGAGACGCUGUUAAUUUCUGCAGAAAUCCGCCGUCAUCCAUCACUUCAAAAUGACGGUCGGCAAGAGCUCCAAGAUGUUGCAACACAUCAACUUCAGGAUGCGGAUAUCCUUACAAGACGGCCGCACCUUCAUCGGCACAUUCCUGGCCUUUGACAAACACAUGAACCUGGUGCUCGGGGACUGCGAGGAGUUUCGCAAGAUCAAGCCCAAGAGCUCCAAGAUGCCAGAGAGGGAGGAGAAGAGAGCCCUGGGUCUGGUGCUGCUGAGAGGGGAGAAUCUCGUCUCUAUGACGGUGGAAGGGCCACCUGUCUCAUCGGGACCACGUGUACCCUUGCCCGGUGUUGGCGGUGGCCCCGGUAUGGGACGUGCAGCAGGCAGGGGAAUCCCAGCACAUGCUGCAGCAGCUGCAGCAGCACCAGCAGGUCUAGCUGGUCCAGUCAGAGGAGUUGGAGGUCCAUCACAACAGGUCAUGGCUCCACAGAUAGGUGCGCCACCUCAACAGUACCCUGGUGGAAGGGGAAUGCCGACCAGACCUCCUAUGGGUAGAGGAAUGCCACCCGGCAUGAUGCCGCCCGGAAUGAGACCCGGAAUGCCUCCACUCAUGGGCAGAGGAAUGCCUCCACCAGGCAUGGGAAUGAGACCACCCAUGGGAAUGAGAGGCCCACCCCCACCAGGAAUGAGACCGCCACCCAGGAAUUAAGCAGGUCGCAUCUUCUCCCUGGACCUGUCCGUCGACGAUUGCGUCCUUGAUACACCGUGUAAAGACUGUACUCCUCCCCUCGUGGUGGCAUAGUGCUGCACCAGCAAUUGACAGAAGACAGAUUUUUGAAUUGAAAGUUUUUAAAUUGUGAAACGUGCAGGUCAGCCCUCAGUCUCGUCCCUCCGCACUAACUCUCUUGGCCAAGGUUUGGGGGAAUGUACAUGUAUAAUGAAGAUGGUGUGGUCCUGUUCUAUGCAUUACUUGUCCAAAUGCUGUCACGGACUGAAAAGUACAGAUUGACUUGUUACCUUCAACUUGAUGGAGGGAUUGGACAACAUAAUCAUGUUGGUUUGUAUAUAUUUCAAGUUCUAGUUUUAUGAUACGCUUACAGUCCACGGAAAGAAUGUUGCAACCUGACGGCACUUUUUUCUUCAUUUAUCAUCUCAAUGACAGUCAGUCAUUGUAAAAAAUGAUGACAAGACAUGAAUCUGGGACUGAGCAACAUUUCCAAUUUUGUUAGGAAAUACUUUGCACAUUUUCUUGACUCUCUGUAGACUUUGUACACAACUGCUGAAUUGGCGUCAGAUUGUAACAUUCUCUCCCAGUCCACUUGCACCUGACAUCACAAUUGUGCUUAAAAUUUAGAAAUAAGCUCUAAAUCUUUAAAUUCCUUUUCACCUGUUCAUACAUGUGCUGGCUUUUGCUGAAAAGUUUUUUAAGUUCAUGUUGUUUAAAGUAGAGAUUCUUCAUUUUGUAAAUGUUUUAAUACUAAGGGGUUUAUUUUUAAUAAACAGGCAUUUUUUUAACACGUUGCUUCUUACAAGUGUGGAAUGCGGUUGGGAAUGUCAGUGUGUCACAUUCUAGUAAAUAUUCAAUUCUCUCACUAAGGCUCCCAGUUUCGCUUGAAACCAAUAAUUGUUUUAAAGCCAUACAAAGUUGACAACGGGACUGUUUUCCAGCACAUGCGUGUUAUGAUGGAAUCCUCCAUAUAAAUGUACAUGGCAGUAUUUUCUACUUACUAAAAAUUGGGGCCCAGUACAACUUCACUGGCUACCGUAAUGGUUCAUUUUUUUCCCAGUGUGUAUGUAUUUAUAAAUUCGUGUUAGUUAAAAUAUAAUUU